AAAAAUAGAAGAUAAUUGAAAAAUACAUUUAUUUGUUUAAAUCAUAAUCUGUUUUAUAUAGAACUCAUAAAUUAAGAUAGUGUUCAAACAUAGCAACUAUAGACUUGGAAAUUGGGAGGGGGGAAGAGUCUUCUCCAAAUUUUUAGUUAAUUUUUGAGAAAUAAAAAAGGUGAAAAAUAAUUUUGUACAGUAACUAGUCACUAGUUUUUUUUUUUAUCAUUCCAAUUUAAUAAAAAUGCAUUUGUCUGCCUGAAAAAAUUUAUACUACUACUAGUAUAAUUAACGAUAAGUAAGUGUAUCAGGCAAUCAGGUGAAAAAGUGUUAAAAAUUGAACAAAUCAGGAGUAAAACAAAAGGUGCAAAAAAAUGAAGCAAAACAGCGCGUGGAGCUGCGACCAGAAAAGUAAUUUUGUUUCAGUGCGCCUCUCAUCUGGUUCUUAAAGUUCCGUCGUAAGCCAACCACACAGGCUCGAGAACCACCAACCACGAGAUUAAUCUUCCCAAAUUACCCCUGACUCCAAAUUAUUUUCACAUUCUCCUCUCCAAUUUCAUCUCAAAAAAAAAUCUCAAUCAUUGUAAUCCUCCGUAAAUAAUACCUUCCCCGGGCAGAACUUAAAAGUGCUGGUGUCAACAACAAUAUAGGUUUGAUAAUCUGCCCUUUUCAUCUGAAGGGGCAAUGGUUGAGCCGGGAAAACUUGACGCCGACAGCGGCGGCUCCGAGGAGCAGUUUCUCUUGCAGGAGACCGGUAAUGCGGACCGAUCGUGGAGGUUGAACUUCGACGGCUUUCAGUUGACGCCUGAGCUAAAAGAGAAGCCUCCCCGGGGUCUCCAGGACUGUCUUGGGGUUUUAGGUAAUAUUUCGCUUUUUUCUUAUUUGUCGCUGGUUUUGUUUCUGCUUCGCCUGGCUUUUCUUUUGAUUUUGUUUGGUUUGUGUUGGCCGUAUCUUCUUCUUUUUAUUUUCUUCUUUGUUUUAUUUGCGGUUGCCAAAAUUGUUAGUAGUAUGUUUUGCUGUCUGCUCUUAAUGAUUUUUUUUUUUUUAAUCUUGUGCGAAGCAUGAAACGUAGUGGAAUCCGUUAGUUUCAACACUAUCAAUUUUGGGGAGACAAAGUAUAAAUGGUAAAACAUCCAAAUCAGGAUCAGUCAUCGGCUGGCUCUUAUUUGACAAGCAAACAAUAGAGUUGGGGGAUUUAGGGUUGUUUGCAUGCCAGAUGUUUGGUGGAGGUUUUGGAUUUCUCUGUGGAAUAUUGUGUUCCUUUGAUUAUUAUUAUUAUUUUUUUUUUUCUUUUUCUGGUUCCCUCUUUCUUUGUAAAAUCUUUUAAGGGAAGAUUGGAAUAUUGCUUUAACUUGAAUUAUUGUCACUUUUCAGGUUCUUUCUCUAUCUUCAGUCUUAGUAGAGGCUCUUAUUGCUGUUGUACAUGUGCACACAGUGUAAAGGAGGCAUUAUUUGUUUCUUGACUGCAUUUUGUUUUGGAGCUUUUGUUUCUAAAAACUUUCUGUACUUGUUUAAUAUUUGGAUAAAUCAUUCUUCAGUAGCUGUUUUCCUGUCAGUUCAUUAGAGCCUUGGAGAUGCAUGGUUGUGCAAUUGACCCUUUUGACUGUGUCCGUGUCAGUUGGCAUUCCCAAUAUGAUUAUCUAGACUUGUUAGAUUGACCUUAGAUGUUGUAAUAGGUUAUGUUUUUGCAUCACUCUAGUUUCUUUUCAAUGUUUGCUUUUGUUUGAUCACCAGGAGGCUUUUAUGCUUUUGAAUUGUUUGAGAGAGUUGAAAUGUACAGUACUUAGUUAAGGAAGCUUAAUAGAGCUUCAACUAACUUAUCCUUGAUGGUUCAGGUCCAGAAGAUUAUGUGUCCGAGUACUAUCAACAGCAGGUUGAAAUGCUUGAGGGUUUUACCGAAAUGGAUGCCCUGGCAGAGCGCGGUUUUGUACCGGGGAUGUCCAAGGAAGAGCAGGAGAAGUUAGCUAGAAGCGAGACACUGGCUAUUCGCUUAUCAAAUGUUGCCAACAUGGUUCUUUUUGCCGCUAAAGUUUAUGCAUCCAUCCAGAGUGGUUCAUUGGCUAUUAUUGCUUCCACAUUAGACUCACUUCUUGAUCUUCUCUCUGGGUUUAUUCUUUGGUUUACCGCAUUCUCCAUGCAGACUCAAAAUCCAUAUCAGUAUCCAAUUGGAAAGAGACGUAUGCAACCAUUGGGAAUCCUAGUUUUUGCAUCUGUAAUGGCAACUCUGGGUCUUCAAAUCAUCCUGGAGUCUGUGCGCACUCUGAUAUCUGAUGAGGAUGGAUUUAGCUUGACUAAAGCGCAAGAGAAAUGGGUUGUCGGCAUAAUGCUCUCAGUGACUGUGGUGAAAUUACUUCUGGUUUUCUAUUGCCGGUCAUUUACUAAUGAGAUUGUCAAGGCAUAUGCCCAGGAUCACUUUUUCGAUGUGAUUACCAACAUCAUUGGUCUAAUUGCUGCAUUACUUGCUAACUCCAUAACUGGUUGGAUAGACCCUGUCGGAGCUAUCAUUCUGGCAUUGUACACCAUACGUACCUGGUCAUUAACAGUUCUGGAGAAUGUGAAUUCCCUUGUUGGAAGAUCUGCCACACCAGAGUAUCUGCAGAAGCUGACAUACCUGUGUUGGAACCACCACAAGGCCAUAAGGCACAUCGACACAGUCAGGGCUUACACCUUUGGGUCUCACUACUUUGUGGAGGUUGACAUCGUGUUGCCAGCUGACAUGCCCUUGCAAGAGGCCCAUGACAUCGGAGAGGCGUUGCAGGAGAAGCUGGAGCUACUGCCUGAAAUUGAGCGUGCAUUUGUUCAUUUAGAUUAUGAAUACAGUCAUAAACCUGAACAUGCACAGGCACACCUUUAACUAACCGAAAGUGUUCUACUGGCUUUUGUUCCUUUGAUCCCAAUCAUCUACUGGAUCCUUGGUUAUUUAUUGAGGGAAGUACCAUGAGAUGGUGUUUGUAUAUGGGGUGAUAAUGCCUAGGAUUGAAAGUAAAAACAUUCUAAGAUGGCGUAGUAGUAUGUGAAUUACACAAAGGCAUCGUCAUUUCUUGGUGCCUAAAGGUCACACAGGAAGAGAUGAUUCAGUUCCAAUUCCAUGUCUGCGUCUCUUUGAAUGUCAUAGCGUAGUGAUUUUAGACACCUCUAUGAACCUCUUUUUUUCCUUUUUCAGUGUUGUAAUUGAUGCAGAAAAGCAGAGAAAAAAAAUCAUGGCAAAAUGGACAAAUCUUAGAUAAUAGCCAUUCAUUAAUGCCGAAUCAUAACGCACAAGCUUACGCCAUCCUGUCCCCUGUUCAGAUUAGUCCAACAGCCUUGGCUAGUUUACGGCUGCUUAACAACUAACAGUAGAGCCAACUGUUUUGCUAAGUGUAGCACCGAUUGUGGCACCAAAACGUGAAUCGCGAUACCGGUGCAAAACUGCACGAUGCACAUCAUCCCCAUCACAUCAGGGCCUAUGGGUUUUGGACUUUUUGUGGUGGAUGCGAAACAUUUGAAAUUUUGGAUGAAAAUGACACAGUCGACCUAACACAUUAGCAUGACGUAGACGCUUUUAAGGAGAUUUUUUAGUUUUGUGUCUAAUUUUAACAUUAAAGCUUUCUUAAAUUGGUUCAAAUGCAUAUUUUGUGCUGAUGUUGGGUGCAGUCAUUUUCAGACAUUUUCAGAGUUGGAG
Messenger RNA from Oldenlandia corymbosa var. corymbosa, 3652 nucleotides. Lineage: Eukaryota; Viridiplantae; Streptophyta; Magnoliopsida; Gentianales; Rubiaceae. The record is from the annotation of a GenBank genome assembly.